Messenger RNA from Parnassius mnemosyne (clouded apollo), 849 nucleotides. NCBI's taxonomy places the organism in Eukaryota, Metazoa, Arthropoda, Insecta, Lepidoptera, Papilionidae. The record is from the annotation of a GenBank genome assembly.
AUGGAGACUCUCCAGAAGGAGAAUGAGAAGCUCCGCGCAGACCUGGCCAGCCUAUAUGAGCCUGCCUCUCGCGCGGCGCCCCAGACGCAGCGCCCAAGCCAGCCCGUGCCGGUGGAGAACCAGGUUCUGAACCUGGUCCGGCAGGAGCUGGCUGCCUUCCAGCACCGGUUCUCCGUGCUGGAGGGCAUCGUCCUGCGCCCCCCCCUAGGGGCAAACAAGACGGCGGCGAGGCCGGCAACGGCUUCUUACGCGACGGCCACGGCUGCCGCAUCCAGGCCGGGGCCGUCCAGCCAGCCCUCGGGUGGGGCUGCAGUUGCCCCUCCCCCCCCUGAAAAGCCGGCUCCGGCAAAACCGAUACCGGCUGAACCGGUUCCGGCUAAGCCGGCGACGGGAAAGAGAGGCAAGGCGAAGGCGAAAAAGGGCAAGGCGGCAGCACAGGUGAUGGCUGCGCCAGCCCCAGUGCCUGCGGCGAAUGGGCCAGCGCCAGCGGCAAGCCAGCUGCCGCCGCCGCCACCGCCCCCUCAGCUCCCUACACCUCCCGCGGCAGAAGCCGGUUGGCAGGUGGUCGGGGACAAAAAGAAGGGGAAGAAGGCAGCCAAAAAGGCCAAAGAGCAGGAGCGGCAGCACCAGUUCAGGGCGCGCAAGAUCGCGGCUAGGCUCCGCGCCCCGAAGACCGCAGCUGUAGCCGCGGGUAGGGGAAGGCCCUCCUCCGCCGCCACCGCCUCUAUGGCCACCGCCGCAUCUGCAACUGCCGCCGCCGCCGCUGUCACUGUCGCCGCCGCCGCCGCCGCGACACCGACGCCUGCAGAGGGGCGCUCCGUGGAGGAAGCUGAAAUGGAAUGCCUAUAA